GUGGUGGUGAGGGGAAACACCGCACUCCUGGACAGCGAUGACGCAACAGCAGCGUCACCGUUGGGUGACGCAAUCGCCGUGACGUCGACGCCUCCGCGCGCGUGCAGAGCAGGCAAGCCCGACCGUAAAGAAGACGGCCGGUGUGUGCGGCUGGAGAUGGAGGUGGAGGAGAGACUUAUCGCGGCCGUGUCGGACUAUCCCGAGCUGUACAACUCGACGCUGAGCUCCUACAAGGACCCGGAGAGGAAGGCGCACGCGUGGCGCGCGGUGAGCCUGCAGGUGGAGUUACCAGAGGAAGACUGCAGGAAGAAGUGGAAAAGCCUGAGAGAUGUGUUCAUCAAGGACAAAAGGUCUGAGCAGAGGAGGAGGGCUUCAGGUGGCACUCACCGCAGCUGGAAGUACCGCCGCCAAAUGGCCUUCCUCACACCCUUCAUCCAGUCAAGGUCUUCAUCUUCAGGUCUUGCUGCACAGGACCUGGAGGAUGACGGCUCUCAAGCAGGCGAGGUGCCAGGAGGAGGAUGGAGGUCUGGACGGCACUGAGGAUGAGAUGUUCCUCAUGAGUCUUCUUCCUCAUUUGAAAAGGUUGCCAUAUGAAAAAAAAUGUGCUGUCAAACUGAAAUUCCACCAGCUUCUGUAUGAAGCCGAGUUCCUUUAGUUUUAUACCUAUUAAAGCUUUAUUUUUGUAUUGUACGUGAUGGAAGGUUUUUCUAAGUACAGUACAGUAUAAUAAUGUGGCCUGUUGAUGAAUUAUAGAUGGCUGAUUCAGUACCUUGGAAGGCUAUGCUUGUGGACCGUUGACAAGCAAGGGUUUGCCACACUUGUGCGUUUCUGUAAGGUUGACCGUAAGGCAGUAGUGCUUUUCAAAGAGGGAUCGAACAUUGGUGGAUAAAUGGCGCUGUUGGAUUAUUAAAUAAACAUGAUGGGUGACUGUAUGACAGGUUGUGCGGGACAUCAGUUCCCGCUGAGUUGGUCAUGAUUGCUUUUUGCUUUUCGACCGUGUCUUACCUUUACUAAACUCCGACACGUUGAGUCCUGUAGAGGACAUCUGAGCACCAGGUUUCUGUAAACCUCAUUUGAAAGACGUUUAAUAAGCAUAUGGUUCACACAUGAAAAAUCUGCAAAAGCAUUGCAGUUUAUAAAAAUGUAAAAUGAAUACUCCUGUUACAUGUCAACAUAGUUGACUUGGUUAAAUAUUUCAUAGACGGUAUUAAGGAGUGCUUUUACUCCUCUUUUAAGGGGUGGAAGGAGUUGUAUUUUAUGCUCUUUUUUCUAUAGACAUUUCAGUAACUAUGUAACAAGUUUUCAGUCUUAUUUAGGCUGUAAUUUUGCAGCUUCCUUGACUGAUCAGAGUGUUAUUGUACAAAUGCAUCAGUAAUGUAAAAUAGUAAUUUAGUUACAGUAUAGUAACUUUAGGAACCUUUCUUGCAUAUUUGUUGUUUCUAAUAAAUACGAAUG
This is a messenger RNA of Scleropages formosus (Asian bonytongue), 1455 nucleotides long. RefSeq names its product transcription factor Adf-1-like. The transcript is spliced from 3 exons. The record is from RefSeq and is a predicted model, not a curated record. The coding region runs from base 157 to 540 and encodes 127 amino acids. Gene Ontology annotation, cellular component: transcription regulator complex; nucleus. Lineage: Eukaryota; Metazoa; Chordata; Actinopteri; Osteoglossiformes; Osteoglossidae. Gene Ontology annotation, biological process: regulation of transcription by RNA polymerase II.